Messenger RNA from Chrysoperla carnea, 5812 nucleotides. RefSeq names its product peroxisomal targeting signal 1 receptor (gene Pex5). Gene Ontology annotation, molecular function: protein binding. The transcript has 9 exons. Bases 22 to 1842 code for a protein of 606 amino acids. Gene Ontology annotation, cellular component: peroxisomal membrane; cytosol. Gene Ontology annotation, biological process: protein import into peroxisome matrix, docking. NCBI's taxonomy places the organism in Eukaryota, Metazoa, Arthropoda, Insecta, Neuroptera, Chrysopidae. The record is from RefSeq and is a predicted model, not a curated record.
UAAAAAUAAUUUUAAAAAAAAAUGGCAUUUCGUAAAUUAAUCGAGGGUGAUUGUGGCCAAGAUAAUGCUCUGCAACAAAUUGCGGGACAUUUUACACAAGACUUAGCAAAAACAGAGAAAUUACCAAAUUUUGGUCAAGUACCAUUAGAAUUUCAAACUCAUCCAAAUGCUGAUCAAUUGGUACAGGAAUUUAUGCAAGAGACAAUGGUUGUCCCGCAAACAUUUCGUAUGGAUAACUUGUUAGAGGAGAUGCGGGAAAUCGAGAAUCAACAUCAUCAUAUGAUGGGACCAAUUUUAGGACCUAGUGUUAAAGAAACAUUACAUUUAGAGGAAGUUGGACAAAAAGAGCCUACGGAUCAUUUAUGGGCGGAUGAAUAUAUUAAUAAUGGAUCCACAUUUAAUGAAUCAAUUGCAAAUAAUGAACAAGUUUGGUCAAAUAUACAACAAGGUGAUGGAAAAACAAAUGAAAAUUUUGAAUUAGGAUUUGGACCACAAUGGGCCGAACAAUAUUUAUCACAGCAACCGACAGUAAGUGGGGGUGAGGUUGUCAAUGUUAGUGAACAAGAUGAAUUAAAAACUGAUGAUUUGGCAGCAACAGCUGGGGCCGUUGCCAAAACCUUAGAAGGUGAUCCGGAUAUGCAAUAUUCGAAGUUUGUAAAGUUUAUGCAACUUUUGGAAAAUCAAGAAGUAUUAAUUGAAAAUGGUAAGGUUUUGGAGCGUGGGGGCUUAGAAGAUCAAUGGGUAGAAGAGUUUACAACUUCUACAUCCAAUACCGGUGAAACAGCAGAAAGCACCGCACAAUUUUGGAAAACCUUGGAAGAUAAUUGGAAACGAUUAUCAGAAGAUGAACACGACUGGCUAUCAUUUAAUGAACAAUCACAGGACUACAAAUUUUCCACAACAAAUCCAAUGAGUGAAAUUGAAAAUCCGAUUGAAAUGGGUAAAGUGAGAUUAUCAAACUAUGAUAUACCGUCUGCAGUGUUAUGUUUUGAAGCUGCAUGUCAAAAAACACCAGAGAAUGCUGAAGCAUGGCUACUGUUGGGUAUGGCACAAGCUGAAAAUGAACAAGACCCGUUAGCGAUACAAGCAUUAGAACAAUGCUUACGUUUAGAUCCAACAAAUUUGAAAGCAUUACAAGCGUUAGCAAUUAGUCAAACAAAUGAAAAUUACCAAAGUCAAGCAUGCAAUACAUUAAUACGUUGGAUUAAAAACCAUCCAAAAUAUUCACAUUUGGUCACAUUCGAUGUGGAAAAUCCGAUAAAAAAUAAUAUUACAAGUUUUAUGUCAGAAAGCCAAUUUCAAGCAGCUGAAGAUUUAUUAAUUAAAGCUGUAAACAUGGAUCGGUCAACAAUUGAUGAAGAGGUUCAAACAUGUUUAGGAGUUUUAUUUUGCUUAUCUAGUGAAUAUAAUAAAGCUGUUGAUUGCUUUAAUACAGCUUUACAAGUAAAGCCUAAUGAUCCGCGCUUAUGGAAUCGUGUUGGUGCUGCUUUAGCAAAUAAUAGUCAGUCAGAAGAAGCAGUUACAGCAUAUCGACAUGCUCUAGAAUUGAAUCCUGGUUUUAUUCGAGCCAGAUAUAAUUUGGGCAUUGCAUGUAUUAAUUUAAAAGCUUAUCGGGAAGCAGCUGAACAUUUUAUCGAAGCAUUAAAUCAACAAGCAAAAAUUCAAGAACGAUUAAUAUUAGGUGAUAAUAUACCAAAAGACGUACAUCGAAUAAUGUCCGACGCAAUAUGGAUGACUUUUCGAACGUGUUGUAAUUUAAUGGGACGACAAGAUUUAAAACAUCUAUUAGAUAAUAGAGAUUUGAACGGUUUGAAUCAGGCAUUAGGAUUUACAAAUGAAUAAAUCUUUAUUUAGGAACUAAUCAAAAAUAUUUGAAAAAACAAACAGAUUAUCAAUAAUGGGUUGUUGUGUGUUUUACAAAAAAUUGAGCGGGACAAAAAAAUUAAUUUUGUGGGUUGUUGAAAGGGUGACGGGGAUAUUGAUUCUGUGAAAUGAAACAUGUUUCGAUAACGAGACUUUUUGUUUCUCCUGUAAAUUAUUUAUUGUAUAUACAUAUGUGUAAAUUAUAUUAUAUAAACGGAGGUCUAACGAUCGAAAUUUUCUGCCCAAAAUAAUGUAGAAAAAUUGUAUGUAUUUAUUGGGUGCAAAACAAAACACAAUUUUGGCUCUGGUUAAAAGUUAAUACGUUUGUUUCUUUUAAUAACUUUAUUAAAGGAAUUUUUUUUCUUUUUCAACAACCUCAAGCGUAAAUAUUUGCAAAAUUAUUCGGCCAAGUCCACAUGACUGGCAAAAGUUAAUUCGUAAACGAUAUACUGGCUGUGAUUUGUAAGAAUGCUUACGAUUUUAUCUCAAAUACGACAGCAUGAGAUUUUGCAUCUGUUUUGUGACGAAAACUGUUGUUGGGUGGACAUCAAAAGUCAAAACGCUCUUGUAUUUUUUCAAUUUUUAAUUUUAAAGGACCCUGUUACGUCUAAAUUGAGAUUUCACUGAAAUUUUCUGAUACAAUGGAUUCUGAUAGUUUUUUAUUAUUAGAUCAAAACUUUCUACAGGCUCAAAGUCUUUUUUUUGGAAUCAGUCCGCGAUUUAACUCAAAGAGAGAAUUUUACCCAGGACGAUACCCUGCGGUAUACCAGAUUGAAUAGGAAAUAGUACUAUAUGGUAUUGAGAGCGUAUAUCUGUUGUAUUAUUCACCUGAUAAUUAAAUUAUUAUAUUUUUCAAGAAAUCUCCAAAUAUACUUGUUAGGUUAGGUCAGGUUAGGUUAGAGUGGUUGUCCUGGGGUGGGACACACUUAGGCCAUAGGAGGGUCCGUUUUGAUAUCGAAAAAGGGUUGGCCCAUUCCUGGCCACUACUCCUGAACCAUUUGUAGCUGUUUAGGAACAGUAGGAAUGCUUUGACGUCAGCGGACUUCAGGUCGAUAAGAUUGUCAAAGAAAAGCUGGCUCAAGUGAGUCCACUUUCUCGUGUCAAGAGCUGGACAGUGACAGAGAGGAUGAGAUAUCGUUUCUUCUUCCUCCUCACUGUAACAGCUUCAGCAGUAGUCAUGAUACGCUCUCAGACCCAGGCGUUCAGCGUGCCUGCCACCUAGCCAGUAUCCUGUAGUAGCCGCAACAAUUUUGCUAAUAGAGGCCCUUGGAAGUUAUAUAAAGAUCUUCAGAACGGCUACGGCUGUACUCAGAUCAUUUCUGUCUUGUCUUGUAGUGUAGAAGCACGUUCCUCCCUCUAUCUAAGAUUGGCCUUUUGUAAGGUAUUCUCUUUAAGGAGUAACUUGAAGUUCGAAAAUAGAACUCGCAGAUGUCUAUUGAUGCUUUUGUCCGGCAGCAUUGUGCCAUUUCUAGCAAGCUCGCCGGCUUCACAAUUUUCUGGAAUGUCCCUGUGUCCAGGUACCCAUACCAGAUUUACCUUUGGGGUUGGAUAGACUGAGCUGAAGGAUUUUAGCGGUACUUGGCUGUCGGUGAAGAUAGCAAUGCCACUACACAUAAGAGUGUUCAGUCUUAUACAUUCACGCUACAGUGAUCCGACAACCACUAUUUUACCUCUGUAAAAUACCUCUUACAAUAACGUGAAUGAAAACAAGUGUCGUUACUCACUUUUGUUGACAAGAAAGUUUUAUCCAUACAAUUUUUGGAGGUAAUUGGAUCAGAAAAUUAUACCAUAUCUACGCUCUUAAAAGCGUGUAUUAUUACCUAAGUUUGAACUUUGACGCUUUUCUCAAAAACACAUAAUUUGAAAAACUUUUAAAAUCUGGAUAAGGUAGGGAAUUUUGAGAUUCUGGAAAUGUCAGGAAAUUUUGGUGAAGUUCUGUAUGAAAGUUCAAAAACAGCCUGAGUUUUACCAUAACCGUGGAAUAACUAGAAAAAAGUAAAGGGAUUUCAUGAAAUCAAUUCGAUCAUCACCUUGUUGAUAUUAACGAAUCAGUCAUUAUUUCACAAUACGUAAGUUUUAAAACACCUUGUAAAAACAGAGCAGAGUUGCUUUUUGAUUAUUAUUUUUUCACUAAAAAAAAAAAGCUCACCAAAUACAAGCGUUAUCUGACCCUUAAAUCCAUACUUGUUACGACGUUAGACUUCCUGGACAACUUUUUUUUUAUAAUUCUGUUUUAUGUUUAACAAAAAAAAAAAUGUAAAUUAUAAUCCGCCAUAUUAAAUGUUUUAACAGAAAUUUUCGUCCAUAUCGACUUCGAAAAGUUUAUAUAAAAAUUCGUCUUCGCAAUAAAAAUAUAUUAAUAAUUAAUGUAAAAGUUUUCGAAGAAAUCUAUUCGAGUCGAUACUGAAGAAUAUUCACAGCAGAUUGACGUUUUUCUCUAUUUAAAGUGGUUUUAUACCAAGACUAUCCUUUUCAGUGGCGUAACUGGGGACAGUGACACCAAGGACAAGAUUCCGAUAUUAUUGCAUCAUUUAAAGGUUGAAUAUACUUGAAAAUGUUCAUUAUUUCUUAUUUUCUUUUUUCGAAGCGUAACAUUAUAGUGUGCAUUUACAGUUUGGAAUCCCUGACCAUCAAAAGGUAACUGAAUUGCCACAGAUUAAUCAGUUUUUAUUGCUAUCAUGUUCCAAUUUUUUUCACUACACUCUUUUAUUUUUUUUGCGUCAACGCAAUCAAACUGUGAGAAAGUGUUUGGGUUUCAACGCUAGGUGGCAGAAAGUAGAACUAAAUUUAAAUGACUGGGCUAGGCAAGUAGUUAAACGUUAUCGAUCUAAGUCAAUUGCCUAGCUAUUUGAUUGAAUGGCUGAAUAUAGUUCAAAUUUAUUAAGAUUAAAAAAUGCAUUUUAAUUUAAAAUAAAAAGAAAUUAUAAAUCAAAGUUUUUAUGUCUCAAAAAUAUUAUUUUUCCAUUGAUAAUAUUAUGGCGGCCAUUGACCGGAAAAAUCUUUAGCUACGUCAAUGAGUGUAUCAAACUAGCUUGUCAUUAACUGACAUCUAACAAAGCGAAAUCCUCGUCGAUAUGAUUUUAUAAUCUAAAAAAAAAAAAAUUAUUCGAAUAUACAAAGUGUUUCAAAAAAAUGUAUACAUACUUCUAAUGCCUGUAAUGUCUAUAAUUAUUAUGAUACAGAAAAAUUUUUAAAUUUUAAAUACUGUGAACUAAUGUAGGAACCCAGGGUCCUAUCGAAAAUGUUCAGAUUAUUGAUCAUUGUCUAGGAGGUGGCGAUCGAUUAGAGAAACCGGUAAAUGUCAGGGAAUUUUAGUAUCAUUCUGGAACAAUUUUAAUCACAAAAUCUCGCCACCUUUUUAUAGUACAGACAUAGUUGAUAACGUUGAUCGAUGGAAUUCAAAAUUUUCCGAGUCGUUGCUAUUGGUAUUUGGGCAUAUUUAUUUUCAAUAACUGCUUUCAACUCAGUGGUUGUAGCUAGUUUUGUGCUUCACAUUCGUCAGUAUAAUGGUUCUUUCAAAUCAACGACAGUUCCUUCAAAUCAAUGGUUGCUUUCAAAUCAGCGGUUGUAGCUAGUUUUGUGCUUCUCAUUCCCCAACAAAGUAGCUUGCCGUGUAGAUUUUCUAAGAGAUUGCUGAGACUUUUCUCUGACUUCUCUUUCUCUUAUAGGGCCGUUGCAUAAUCACGGUCUUCCGAAUAGUUGUUUACGAUAGUUCCUUCAAAUCAGUGGUUGUAGCUAAUUUUGUGCUUCACAUUCUCUCUUUCUUUUAUGGGGCCGUUGGAAAAUCACGGUCUUCCGAAUGAUUCUUUACGAUAUUUCUUGUUUUAUUUUAUCUCGCAAACAAAUAAUUAUGUGUCGCGUUGAUCCGUCUCGUUGAAAUUUCAUCGUUGUAUACAUUUUAUUUGGGACACUUUGUAAAAGUUUCGAAAAAAUUUACGCAUUUCUUGGU